Caenorhabditis remanei is the source of this 2934-nucleotide messenger RNA. RefSeq lists its product as uncharacterized. The record is from RefSeq and is a predicted model, not a curated record. Gene Ontology annotation, molecular function: lipid carrier activity. The transcript has 4 exons. NCBI's taxonomy places the organism in Eukaryota, Metazoa, Nematoda, Chromadorea, Rhabditida, Rhabditidae. Gene Ontology annotation, biological process: lipid transport. The coding region runs from base 1 to 2934 and encodes 977 amino acids.
AUGCAACACUUUCGCAGUGCCGAAUCUACUUACGAGAAGGUUCUUGCGCUCAAGACUCUCGGAAACGCCGGAAUUGGCAUGUCCGUUAACGAGCUCGUCCAACUCAUCCAAGACACACGUCAACCAAUUGCUAUCCGCACUGAAGCGGUUGAUGCUCUCCGUCUUCUCAAGGAUGUUAUGCCACGCAAGAUCCAGAAAGUUCUCCUUCCAGUCUACAAGAACCGUCAAAACAAGCCAGAACUCCGUAUGGCUGCCCUCUGGAGAAUGAUGGAAACUCUCCCAGAAGAGCCAGUUCUUGCUCACAUCGUCUCUCAAAUGGAGAAGGAAUCCAAUCAACACGUUGCUGCUUUCACCUACAACGUCAUCCGUCAAUUCGCUAGCUCCACCAACCCAUGCACUCAAUCAUUGACUGUCCGUUGCUCCAACAUUCUUCUUUUCACCCGUUACCAGCCACAAGAACAAAAUCUUUCCACCUACGCUCAACUCCCAAUCUUCCAAUCUGACAUGCUUUCCGGAGUUCAAUUCGACUUCGCUACCAUUUUCGAGAAGAACUCUUUCUUGCCAAAGGAAAUUCAUGCUUUUUUCGAAUCUCUUUUCGGAGACAACUGGCUCAGAAACUUUGCUCAAGUCGGAUUCACCCAACAAAACUUUGCACAAAUCAUCCUCAAGGCCCUCGAGAGACUUUCCCUUUACGGAAAACAGUCCGAUGAGCUCCGUUCCCGUCGUGUUCAAUCCGGAAUUCAGAUGCUCCAAGAGAUCGUAAAAAAGAUGAACAUCCGUCUACAUAUCCAACGUACCGAUGAACAAUCUGCUCACGCUGUUUUCUACCUCCGCUACAAGGAUAUGGACUUUGUUGUACUACCACUCGACAUGCAAACCAUUGACAACCUCCUCGAGAAGUACGUCAGAAAUGGAGAUUUCGAUAUCAAAUCUGUUCUCACUCUUGUGAACAAUGAUUCCACUUUUGAGCUUCACCGUACCCUCUCCAUCUACGAAUCCGAGCGCAUCAUCCCAACCACCAUUGGAGUACCACUUUCCAUUUCAGGAAAAAAACCAACCAUCAUUUCUCUUACCGGAAAGGUUUUGGUUGAAAUUCUAAAUCUUGGAGCUCGUAUUACCCUUGAUGUCGUUCCAUCAAUUGCUUCUACCCACGUUACGGAUGUCCGUUUCUGGAGCCCAAUGUUUGAUCAAGGAGUCAAGUCCCUUCAGUCUACCCGUCUUCACGCUCCAGUGAGAUUCGAGUCGACUGUCGAGUUCAAGAAUAACAACCUUGAGAUUACUCACAAGUUUGUUGUCCCAGAGAAUUCUAAAACCACCGCUUCGUACCACACUCGCCCAGUUGCUUUUAUCCAUGUCCCAAAAGACCAAGAGAUUACAGAAAUUGAAGAAAAGACUAUCUCUCACUCUGAGUAUCAACUGGCUUGCGAAGAAAUUGAUCGCCAUUACGAUGUUCUUGGUCUCAAAAUCAACGCUCAAGGAAACGUUCUCUCAAAGUGGUGUUUUUCGAAGGCUCACAUGACUGAGCAAGAUUUAGAAUACACUCUUGAGAACAAGAAUCGUCCAGCUGAGUUCGUUGCUCGUUUCACCAUCGAAAACUUGGAGAAGACUGAUCUUACUGAAAUAAAGAUUGACAGGAUCUUCGAGAAGGAAUUCGAUAUGGAGAACAAUAAAUCUAAGAACCGCCGUCAAUACUUCAACAAGAUGAUCCGUAAAAUCCAAUCUGAACAAGGAUACAAGAACCUCAUCUCCAUGAAAUUUGAGGCUCCACAAAAAAUGUACUGGAACCAGGAACUCCGCACUGUCUGUGACCAAUACGUUCGUAUGUGCAAGAUUGAGAUGGACUGCCGUCGUUCCCCAGUUGCCGAGGAGACCAAGGAAUGGACUCUUCACACCGAACUUUUUGCCGUCCGCCCAGAAAUGCUAUCUUCCCUCUGCCAACUCCGUGAACAACCAAACCGUGAGGUUCAACUUGCUCUCAACGCCGAGUGGGGAUCAUCCAAGAAGAGCGAGAUCAUUGUCAGAGCUCAACUUGAACAAUCCAAGGAACAGAAGAAAUACGUCCGCAACAUGGAACGCGAGUUCAACGGAAUCCCAGAACACGAACUAUUGAUCAAGGCUGCCCGCCUUAACCAAAUCAAUGUUGUCUCCGAGUACAAGCUGACCGAAGAAGCUGAACACACCUUCUCUCGUCUCUUUGACUUCAUCAAGGCUUACAACUUCUGGAGUGUUUCCGAGAAGCGUGUCGAGAAUGAAGAACGUCGUGCUGUUCUCCAACUCAUCGUUGAGCCACUUUCCCGCCACUACAUCAACAUGACCAUCCAAACUCCACAACAACAAGUCGAACUCAAGAAUGUCCGUAUCCCACGUGUCUUCCUUCCAAAUAUCGCUCGUCGUGCCAUGGACCAACAAGUCUGGGAAAAGACCGGAGCUUCCUGCAAUGUUGAUCAAUCCGAGGUGUCCGCCUUCGACAACAUCACCUACAGUGCCCCACUCACUACCGGUUUUUCUCUUGUUUCCAAGGACUUCUCUGAGCAACCAACUUUUGCUGUUAUCUCCAAGAUGAUGAACAAAAACAAUGAUGAUUAUUGGCCAAGUUGUCUGCAAUGCGAUUCAUCACUCGGGGAUGUGCAUUCUAUAGUUGAACUAGUUAUAGACAAUGUCGCUGCUCUGUGGCAUUUCGGAUGUAAAUUGGAUUCAAUAAAUUGGAGGCUCUGUACCAAAACGGCAGACAUUGCGGAAGAUACUACGAACGCGAUCGCUAAAAAACUUUUCCCAGAAUUAUCGGAUAAAACUGCAUCACGCCAUGUAGGCUGUUGCCAAAUAUUGAAGAUAUGUCCUGACAAAUCGUUAAAUGGGACGCAACUCGCACCAACAGAGUGGUCUUGUUCGACGUGCUCAACAGUGUUGAAAGAUAUUCUGGAAGUAAGCAUUUAA